Messenger RNA from Halteromyces radiatus, 1160 nucleotides. RefSeq names its product mitochondrial carrier domain-containing protein. The transcript has 3 exons. NCBI's taxonomy places the organism in Eukaryota, Fungi, Mucoromycota, Mucoromycetes, Mucorales, Cunninghamellaceae. Bases 117 to 1019 code for a protein of 300 amino acids. Gene Ontology annotation, biological process: mitochondrial citrate transmembrane transport. The record is from RefSeq and is a predicted model, not a curated record.
AAAAAAAAAAAAAAAGCUAACCAUUCAAAAAGAGGGGAGAUUCCUUCUUCUUCUCUAUCUACUUUCUUUUUUUUUUUUUCUUAUUUUUAUUUUUUAUUAUUUUAUUCUUCUCAUAAAUGGCCAAGGAAAAGAAAGAUCCCAUCUUCUCAUUGAUAGCGGGAUCAGUUGCUGGUGGUAUUGAAGGAAUGGUGACUUAUCCAACCGAAUACGUUAAGACACGACUUCAACUUCAAGCAGGUGGGUCAUUGGCACAUGGUGAAAUACGAUUUAAAGGUCCUAUCGAUUGUCUUUUACAAACUAUCAAACAUCAUGGUUUUGGUACUAUUUAUACCGGUGUCAGUGCUUUGGCCAUUGGCAAUGCAGCUAAAGCAGGUGUACGAUUCUUGACUUAUGACCAAAUUGCAAACCAGUUACGGGAUAAAGAUGGCAAGUUAUCAGGUAUAAGAAGUGUCUUGGCCGGUCUUGGUGCCGGGAUGACUGAAGCAGCUCUUGUAGUGACACCUUCAGAAACCAUCAAAACCAAAUUGAUUCAUGAUCGCAAUAAUGUUACACCAAAAUAUCAUGGAUUGAUUCAUGGUACUUCAACAAUCAUCAAGGAAGAAGGGAUGAGUGGGAUCUAUCGAGGGUUGGGACCAGUGAUGGCACGUCAAGGAGCCAAUAGUGCGGUGAGAUUCAGUAGUUACAGUUACUUCAAAUCAAGUUUCCAAAAAUGGCGUGGAGAUGAAUCAACGCUUCCUUCUUCUUAUACGUUUGUUGCUGGUGCUUUGGCCGGGAUAGUGACCGUCUAUUCUACUAUGCCUUUGGAUGUUGUCAAAACAAGGAUGCAAGGUUUGGAUGCUCGAUUGCUUUAUAAACAUUCUCUGGAUUGUUUGGUGAAAGUGGUCAAGGCCAAUGGUGUAUUCUCACUUUGGAAGGGUACUACACCCCGACUUACUCGUUUGAUUUUCUCUGGUGGGAUUGUCUUUACGGUUUAUGAAAAAGUCUAUGCUGGUCUUGACUACUUAAAGUCAUCCUCUUGAUACCUUUAGAAUCAAUUUGUACAUUAGUAAUAGUAGUAGAAUAUUUGAUUAGUUACAUAGAUAGUACGAUUUUGUUGAAUGAAUUGGUAGAAAUAAAACAAAAAAAUAAAAAUGAAGUCAACUAUUGGAAUAGACAAGGUG